GUGGUAUCGAACACGCUGACGGCUUGUACAUGAUGACCAGCAUGCCGAUGGAUGUGGAGCAUCGGGCAAUCACUGUGGAAGAGGUGAUGCGGGCCAACUUUCCACACGGCUGGCCCAACUCGGAUGCCGUCAUUCUGCAACUGGACGGCAGCCGGGAGGGCGCUGCGAUCGAUUGGACGCAGCUACUGGCUCACUCUGGAAAAGAG
Messenger RNA from Durusdinium trenchii, 206 nucleotides. The record is from the annotation of a GenBank genome assembly. Lineage: Eukaryota; Dinophyceae; Suessiales; Symbiodiniaceae.